Molecule: messenger RNA, 417 nt
Organism: Protopolystoma xenopodis
Lineage: Eukaryota; Metazoa; Platyhelminthes; Monogenea; Polystomatidea; Polystomatidae
Source: the annotation of a GenBank genome assembly
AUGGACCAGCAUGUAUUUUCUUGUAUCGUGCUUCCUUUACAGAUGUACGCCUUCCACUCGCAGGAUCGCCAAAUGCCGACAUGCCCUGAUGGAUGGUCUAACGCCUGGAUGGGACAUAGCUAUCUAAUGAACACAGCUUAUGGAGCCCAAGGUGGUGGUCAACAACUAGCUUCUCCUGGCUCUUGCUUGCCUCACUUCAGAUCACAUCUCUUCAUCGAGUGUAAUGCCAAAGGACUGUGUGGUUUCUUCCAAGAACACAAGAACUUCUGGCUGCGCGUAAUCGGCAGCUCCAUGGACGAUGACAUGUUUUCUAUGAUCAUGGGAGAAGCAAUCAAGGUGCGAAACAAUGAUGACCGAAUAGGAAAAUGCGUUGUCUGCUUGAGAACACAACAGAUGACAGACUUUUUCCUGCGUUAA